This is a messenger RNA of Helobdella robusta, 849 nucleotides long. RefSeq lists its product as hypothetical. The record is from RefSeq and is a predicted model, not a curated record. The transcript has 4 exons. Gene Ontology annotation, molecular function: G protein-coupled receptor activity. Gene Ontology annotation, biological process: G protein-coupled receptor signaling pathway. Bases 1 to 849 code for a protein of 282 amino acids. NCBI's taxonomy places the organism in Eukaryota, Metazoa, Annelida, Clitellata, Rhynchobdellida, Glossiphoniidae. Gene Ontology annotation, cellular component: membrane.
AUGGAAAAAAAUUCAUUUUCAAAAAGGGGGGAGAGAAAUUUUUUCCUAAAAAGAUACCUGGAAUACAACAUCACCUCAGAUGGAACUCUGGAGAGGUCAGACACCGCCAAAAAUCUCAUCUACCGCUAUUUCUACGCAUCUACACUCUAUGCCUUACUCUUCUUCAUUCUACCCCUUCUGGCCCUAGCCUACCUAAAUGCCCGCCUGAUAAUAGCCCUUAGACGCGGAAAAAGGCACUGGCUGAAUUUGAAAUCAACUCAAAGGCGGGAACAAAACUUGACAAUAAUCCCACUGACUGUUGUGUUGGUUUUUGUCGUCUGUGCUACACCGGCCCUGGUUGUCAAUGUCCUGGAUUCCUAUGAUCAAGAGAUCUUUGAGUAUUCAACGGCAUUUUUGGUCACUUCGAAUUUUCUGAUCGUCAUCAGCUCAGCUAGCAACAUCAUCAUUUACUUCCUGCUAGGAUCGUCAUUUAGAAGAAGACUAUGCGAAAUGUUCCAUUGUGGCCAGGCAGCCAGCCACCAUCUGCAGCAGCGACAGCAGCGUUUCCGCGAGUUCAGCUGUGCCAGGAGUUCCACAAUCUACAUGACGAACACGAACACCAACAACAGCAACAACGCUCCUCUUACUACUAACAAGCACAGCGGUAAAGCUGCUGCUAUUACUUCUACUACUUCUGCUACUAAUAGCUGUAGUAUUACUAACAAUGCCACUGUGGAUAGAGAUAACGAUGUGGAGAGGGAAGAUUUUAUGGGUGGUUUUCCUAAGAAGAGGACGUUAGCCAGUUGGUUCAACACUUUGAAAGAUAACAAUAAGAGGAGUGAGUGUUCUCUCAAGUUGUCUUUGAUGUGA